GAAGAUAUAAUUGUCUUAUAUAGAAAUAAUAUAAUUAAAAAUACAUAGAAUAAAUUAUAUUUGUCCUCAGCCCGCGGGUUGGCCCGCAACCCGUACGGGUUGGCCCGCUAAACCCGCAACCCGUUAGGGUUGACCCACUGAGCCCGCAAAACAAUCGGGCCUGAAAAUGAUAACCCUAACCCACUUAUAAGUGGGUUGAAACGGGCCAACCCGCGGGUUUCGGCCCGUUUUGACGGCUCUAUGGAGACUGUUGCGGAAUCCUCAUCUUGCUGGAAGAAGCAUGCUUUCCCCCUUCCAUUGGGGGUAGACGUUUUAUCAAUUUGGAAUACCUCAAUUACUGUUACUCCGGCCGGGGAAAUUGUACUGCUAACACUGAAGAGAACACCUUCUCUUUGGGUUUUAUUGGAUAAGUUUGGGGCAUACCCUGUUUGGAAGGAAUUCAGAAUUGCUGGACUUGCUGACUUGCCCCCCAACCGUGUUUGUGAAUCAAUUGAAACUGUUGAGGUGCAAAACAUUGCUGAGAAUCUCUUUCACUUAGAAUAAUCUGGCCGGCAGGACUUCUUGAACAAACGCCAUGCUGGUCCUCUCCUCCAGCUUAUCAUUUCAUUUCAUCAUUAUCGUCAGUUAGACUGUUAGAGUCUUACCAUUGCCUCAAUUUUUCCCUUACUUUUUUACUUUCUUC
Molecule: messenger RNA, 682 nt
Organism: Cuscuta epithymum
Lineage: Eukaryota; Viridiplantae; Streptophyta; Magnoliopsida; Solanales; Convolvulaceae
Source: the annotation of a GenBank genome assembly